GAGUAGAAGUGGCCCGACCAGUCCCUUCCCUUCGUGGCCGGCACAUGUGGAACAACAGUGCCUCUGGAAGGAGGAGGGACGUUUCGGCUCUCGCGGGUCAUUCGCGCAUCGGACGCCGUCAACGAGAGACCAGCGGGAUCGGACUUGCCGGCGCAGCGGGCGCGUGCACACAGGGUGCGGCAAGAUGAAGAUGGCGGCGCUGCUCCUCGUCGUGCUGCUGGUGGCCGCAGUGGCGUGGGCGUUCCCCGACGGGGCACCGGUGGGCGCCUGCGACUCCUUCAUGCCCCGGCACGGAACCACAGCGGCACUGCCGAAUCCCACCACCCCGUACGCCGUGGUGCAGUCGAAGGCGCACUACAACCCCGGCGACAUCGUCACUGUGACAGUGACGACGAGUGGCCCGUCCUUCAAGGGCUUCAUCGUACAGGGCUUCAACCCGCAGACGCGCGAGGUGAUUGGCGAAUUCCUGGGCGGCCCGGGAACGCACGUGAUUCCGCAGUGCUCUGCCAUCACGCAUGAAAACAACCGGAACAAGAAGGCGGCUACGCUCAACUGGAAAGCACCGCUAAACUCUGGACCUGUCAUGUUUAGGGCCACUGUUGUCAAAUCCUUCACGGAGUUCUACGCCAACCUGCUAAGUCAAAGUGCAGGCUACUGAAAAGAGAAUUCCAUGGACUUUACACAGGGAACCAUCGGCCAUAGCGUAUUUACAAUGUGCGAUACUGCGGCAUUUCACUUAGCUCUGUGCUAAAUCACAAACGUGUAUUCUCGUAUUUUUUAAAAGUUCUUUUGAGUUGUUUUUUUCUCGCGAACCACACUGCCUUCUGUAAAUAAAUCGCCUCUUUUUUUUGCGUCGA
Dermacentor albipictus is the source of this 857-nucleotide messenger RNA. Lineage: Eukaryota; Metazoa; Arthropoda; Arachnida; Ixodida; Ixodidae. The record is from RefSeq and is a predicted model, not a curated record.